AUGGUACACUAUUGGGAAUUGGUGCCAGAAUUUCCUAAGAAAAAGCCCAAGAACACAGCCGUCGUGCUGGGCCCCAAGCUCCGUGGUCUUCAAAAGACGGACGGGGACACGGGGGUUAACGACCUGAGUCAGCCAUUCCCGAGAGAUCAGGCAGCUCCCCCGACCCCCAUGUCGAAAAGGUUGCCCUCAAAAAACCAAAACCCUCAAAGUCCACUUCUCAGGCACCAGGCUCCCAAAAACAUCAGAGAAAGGCAGAACCUCAUUGCCCCUGAAAAGGGCUUUAGGACAGCUCCUAAGCCGAGCCCAGUUGGGCCCAAAGGAGCAACCCCAAAAAGCAGCCACCAGCGGGACCCUCCCACGGAGGUCCCCCAGACUUCCCGGCCCCCAUCAACAAGACCCCCCCAGGGGAGCCCGCCAUACCCCCCGGGACCCCCCACCCCAUCCCCGGUACAAAAAAGUCGAAAGAUGUCACAAGACGAGGAGGUUUUGGGACCCCCCAUGGACGGCACUGCAUUUGACCCUCUUUCUAGGGCAACGACUGUUUGA
Molecule: messenger RNA, 546 nt
Organism: Penaeus monodon (black tiger shrimp)
Lineage: Eukaryota; Metazoa; Arthropoda; Malacostraca; Decapoda; Penaeidae
Product: basic proline-rich protein-like
Exons: 4
Coding region: 1-546 (181 amino acids)
Source: RefSeq, a predicted model, not a curated record